Molecule: messenger RNA, 1425 nt
Organism: Didymodactylos carnosus
Lineage: Eukaryota; Metazoa; Rotifera; Eurotatoria; Philodinida; Philodinidae
Source: the annotation of a GenBank genome assembly
AUGUGUCCAAAACAUACGUCACGUCAACAAAAGAAUGACAUUAAUAAUAAUAACAAACGUCAUGAAAGAGAUACUCGUCGACAAGAAAAAAAAGACCGUAAUACUAAACAAUAUUUAAAAGAUGAUGGAAAUGCGGAUAAAUUUCGUGAUCAAUUACGAACAAUUGGUUUAGAAUUACGUGAUGUUGUUGGUGAUGGAAAUUGUUUAUUUAGAAGUUUUGCUGAUCAAAUGGAUGGUGAUGCUGGAAGACAUGCAAUGUAUCGAGAACAAGUAUGUGAUUAUAUAUUAAAAAAUCGACAAGAUUUUGAACCAUUUAUUGUUGAUCAACCAUUUGAUACAUACAUAAAAUCACUCGCUAAAGAUGGUACAUAUGCUGGAAAUGAAUCUAUUGUUGCAUUUGCUCGUUUACACAAUGCUAAAAUAUGUGUACAUCAAUUACAGCAACCAGUAUGGGUUGUCUCUUUUUCAAAUAAUCCUAAAUAUGAAUUUCACAUUUCUUAUCAUAACUUUGAACAUUAUUCUAGCGUUAGACGAUUAGGUGAUGUAACGUCAGCAUCAGCCAAUGUUCGUUUAGAACCAACGACGACUGCUAAAUCUGUGACAACUUCAAAUUUUACAUCGAAUUCAGAAAAAAAUAAGAAAGAAGAAGCGUCAAAUGAAUAUUCAAUUAAUGAACAUGAUAUAUCGUAUAUAAUAUCACAAACAAAUACGAAUGAUAAAAAUCUAAUACAUCAGACAUUAAUAGAGUUUAAUAAUGAUAUUGAGUCAACAAUAGCCUAUCUUUUAGCAAUAACAUCGACUAAGGAAGAAGUGUCAAAUGAAUAUUCAAUUAAUGAACAUGAUAUAUCGUAUAUAAUAUCACAAACAAAUACGAAUGAUAAAAACCUAAUACAUCAGACAUUAAUAGAUUUUAAUAACAAUGUUGACUCGACAAUAGCCUAUCUUUUAGCAAGAACAUCGACUAAUAAUAAUGAUUCUGAUUAUAUAUCGGAUACAUGUGGUGAAAAUUUACAAAGAAUUAUGUCUAUUACAGGCAUGUAUGAUCCUGAUUUGAUACAACAGUCAUAUAUGGUCAAUAAUUCAGAUGUUGAUUUAACAAUUCAAUCAUUACUAGCAAUGACAAUUGACAAUACAGAAAUAAAAAAUGAUGAUAAUGAAUAUAUUGAAAUACCUGACAAUACUCUGACACCUUCGUCAUCUACAUCUUUAAAACCAAAUAGCAGACAAAAGAGAACACAAAUGAAAAAAGACAAGAAACAACGUGCUACGGAAAGGAGGCGUGCAGAAAUACAACAGCAACAACAGCAGCAAUCGAAUGAUAAAAAUACUAAAUCUUCAUCUUUGCCAGUAUGUAAAAGUGAAGUGGAGGCGAAUGUUGUUGAACAACCGAAUCCUAUUGUUAAUAUUGAAUUUAUUCAGAUUUAA